AUGCUACCAGGUGGCGGCUGGGGGUGCAAGCAGCGGUGGAGCAGUGGCGCCAUCGACUACUCGGUGCACAAGGUGCGGAAUGAGGCCACCAACGUCUACCUGCUGGUGGUGCUGGCCAGCCCCGCUCUCCUGGUCUACGUGCGGCAGAACAAGCGGAGGAUCAUGUGCAUCUUCACCCUGCCCCCCGCCGCCGAGACACCGCCCGAACCCAACUUCUACGACAGCGUGAAGAAGAUCCAGCUGCAGCAGCAGCUGGAGAUGUACUCCAUCGCAAGGAAGUAUGAACAGGCAGACAAGGCUGCCAAAAUUGAUAUAGCUCGGGUAGACCUGGACUGGGAAUGUAAGGCUGUCCCCAGCUUCUCCCCAUCCGCCGGCCCUGGCGCUCUCGAGGCGCUGCCGCUCACCAGCCUCCCCCGGCCUCACUGUCCGAGCCGGCGGGGACCCGGCAACAGCAGCCACGAGCAGCGCCAGUAG
Molecule: messenger RNA, 474 nt
Organism: Egretta garzetta (little egret)
Lineage: Eukaryota; Metazoa; Chordata; Aves; Pelecaniformes; Ardeidae
Gene: SMIM19
Product: small integral membrane protein 19
Exons: 3
Coding region: 1-474 (157 amino acids)
Source: RefSeq, a predicted model, not a curated record